Molecule: messenger RNA, 1592 nt
Organism: Haliotis rufescens (red abalone)
Lineage: Eukaryota; Metazoa; Mollusca; Gastropoda; Lepetellida; Haliotidae
Product: MFS-type transporter SLC18B1-like
Exons: 14
Coding region: 177-1490 (437 amino acids)
Biological process (GO): transmembrane transport
Molecular function (GO): transmembrane transporter activity
Source: RefSeq, a predicted model, not a curated record
UCAUAGCGUUGUAUCCACGAGACAAUGCAUGAUGUGAUCUAAUCAAACGCACAGGUGUCGGCUAUGACACGCUUAACAUAUAUAAACCAGGUGUGAUCCAGGUGAGAUAUGAUCCAGGGUGAAGGGAUAGAUCUAUUUGCUGUGGAGCUUUUGUGAAGCAUUCAGCGUAUCUCACAAUGGCAGAUUCUGUCAUCGCUGAAAACUCGCCAAAAGUUACGGACACCAGGAGGAAAACAGUAACACUGGCAGUCAUUGUUCUGUCCAACUUCUGUGCUGUGUGCUGUAUGUCCCUCAUGGCACCCUUUUACGCAAUAGAGGCAGCUAAAAAGGGUGUCAGUCUGACUGUCGUUGGUAUCAUUUAUAGUUCAUCGGAAUUAGUCACGUUUCUCACAUCGCCAGUAUUUGGACAUAUGUUAUCCAAGUACAAUCCACGUCCUUUCUACAUUGCCGGACUAUGUCUAUUUGGUGCCUGUGAUAUAAUAUUCGGAUGCCUAGACAAAUUACCGCCAGGGACGCCAUUUAUUGUCGCUUGUUUCAUCGUGAGGAGUGUAGAAGCAUUAGGAACGUCAGCCGUUAUGACCGCAAGCUUUACAAUUGCAGGGUUUUGUUUUCCAGAAAGAGUCGCCACAGUAUUCAGCGUGUUAAGGACUGCAGUUGGAAUUGCGUUAAUGAUUGGGCCAGCAUUAGGAGGUGCUUUAUAUCAGUUAGGUGGGUAUGGACUCCCCUUUUGGGUACUCGGGAGCUGCACGUUUGUCUGUGGAGGCGCCUCCUGUCUUCUACUUCCUCACCAAGAAGCAAAACUUGUUCCUUCCAAACAGAGCCUGUCUGGUGUCGGGUUCUUUAGAAGUACAUUGGUGUGGUUUGGAAUCCUCUCGAUCUUCUCUUCUCAAUUUGGCAUAUGCUCCCUGUUCCCGUUCUAUGCCCAGCACUUGCUACAGUUUAAUCUAAACCAAGGUAUCAUUGGGGUCAUCUUCAUGGCAGCACCAACCGCCUACACAGUUGCCGUGCCUCUAUGGGGACAUCUCCUUGAUCGCAACGUGCCAGCCGUCCCAUCUUUGUGCAUGGGAAUGUGUUGUCUAUCCAUCAGCUACUUAUUUUUUGGACCGGCUCCAUUUUUGCGUUUUGUUCCCACCGUGUUGUGGCUGACAAUACUGAUGUCAGCCUUCAUAGGAUUUUUCUUUGCCCCAGUCACUGUCAGUUCCGUGAAGAACAUAUUCCAGGAGGCCAGAAAUAUGGGACUUGAGGAUGAUGGAGCUUUAUUUGGGCCUCUGGCUGGCGUUAUUCAAUCUGCUACUUAUUUUGGAAAUUUCACCGGACCAUUAGCAGGUGGAAUACUGGUUCAACAUUACGGAUUUCCAUGGACGAUGACAGCAUGUUCCAUUUUCAUUAUGAUCACUUUCCUGGCUUUCGUGCCAUUCUUGUUGAUCGGAUUAUGGAACAAAAGCAAACUGAAGAACGUAAUCAUGAAAAAUUAUUUAGAAUUGAACUGAUUUUACGGUUAUGAGAGCAUAAACAUGUGAAUUUCACAAUUGAAGAGAUGCGACUGAAGAUCGACAUCAGAAUCAAAUGUAAACACUGAAGAUACUGCUGAA